This is a messenger RNA of Candoia aspera, 2490 nucleotides long. It is a transcript of the gene BAMBI, whose product is annotated as BMP and activin membrane bound inhibitor. The record is from RefSeq and is a predicted model, not a curated record. The transcript is spliced from 3 exons. Lineage: Eukaryota; Metazoa; Chordata; Lepidosauria; Squamata; Candoiidae. Gene Ontology annotation, molecular function: frizzled binding. Gene Ontology annotation, biological process: negative regulation of transforming growth factor beta receptor signaling pathway; positive regulation of canonical Wnt signaling pathway; transforming growth factor beta receptor signaling pathway. The coding region runs from base 1612 to 2325 and encodes 237 amino acids.
GCAGGAUCCUGCACCCCUUUUCGCUUUCAGGGCUUUCCGGGAUGAGGGAGACCAAGGGCGGAUCAGUCUAAAGUCCACCAGAUCCAGCCUCGCAGUCAGACACAAUUUGCUUUGUUUUGGCUGAGGGGGAACCCUGCCUGCCAAGGGUUUAUGCGCUAAACCACAACCAUGAAGCAGUGUGAUGUGCAACCCAGUCAUUUUCAGACUGCCACCCCAUACCAGCUUCCUUGAUGGUGGCUAAGCGGAGGCUUAGCUUGGGGUAAACUAACUGGAGGCAGAACUGCACACCACUCAGCAAUUUUGUGAGGCUGGUAGCAUAAGGGGUAAAUUGUUCCUCAGACGGUUGUGACAGUUCAGACUUUUGGGGUGUUCCUACAACAAUCAGCACAAGACUUUUCUUCUCCCCCCUUUACAAAUAAAAGGAACUGUUCAAGAGGGGAGAGGAGAGAAUGGGAACGUUGACGUUUCCCAUAAUUGCCACGUUUCAUGGAGAGGAGGUUAAAGGAUAAGCAAGCACAGGGCUGAUCUGCUACAGUAUUUAUUUAUUUUGGAAGGAAGGGUGUAAUUAACCCCAAAUAACAGCCCUUGAAGCCAGUGGAGGGAAGUUUUCUGGCCCCAUCAAAGAGGGGCUAAGGAGGGAGUGACUCGGAGUAAUGUACAGUUGCAGAUACUGAAACUGUGUGCCUGAUAAUGAUAUAAUUAGGGGAUCACAGACUUCUGGCUGCUGUCGACUUCAAACACUUUAAGAGAAGCCUGCAGUCUCUCCUGAAGCCACCUUGACUAAAAGCAGACAUUUUUCUUUAAUGGCUACAUACAGUAACAAGAAAGAGGAGGUGAACAGAAAGGGCAUUGUUCACUGUUUGAAAAUACCAAAUACCCUCUCUGGCCUUUUGCAUGGUUCAGAAAGAAUCUUUAUGAAUUGACAGGAAUAACUGCCCCCUUCCCCCCAAUACAAUAUUACAAAAAUUCUGCUCUUUUCCAUUGGAAAGGUAAAAAAAAAAGGCCAAACAUGGAAACCUGGUUCUAAUUAAAAUGGAACUGUAAUAACUUGAUGACUGCUCCGUCAUGUUUUGUUUAUGAGACAGUCUUGGGUCAGGGAAAAGAUAAGGAUUUCAAGCAGGGUCAUAUAAGCUAUUGAAACAGAAACAGGGUUUUAUGGUUUGUUUCCUCCGUGUGUUACUUUCUGAGACAACUUGUGGGAGAUGAUGUUUGUAGAAUGUCCCUCUUAAGUGUUUUUAUAUUUAUCCAUGGAUUAUUGUCAGUGUAAGAUGUUCAGCUGUCUGAAUCUGCUUGCUAGACAACAUUUGCUUCAAUGACCUUUUUAAAAAGGAGUGGGAAAUUAGGAAAACAAAACUUCAAUAGAAAUAGAAAAGUCUAUGGUGAAUAUAGGAAAACUGGAUUUCAGCAUCAGGAUGAUCAGGAAUAAGACAUGGAUUUGAUAGUUUUAACCAUCAGCUUGGGUGUAUACAACAUUCCACUUUUAUUUUCUGUUUUUUCUUAUCAUGGUUAUCCAUUUGGGUGAAGAAUCUUAUGUUUGCUUGUUUUGCUUACUUCGUGAAAGUUUCCAGGCAAAGAAGAGGUGAAAUGUUUUCUGUCAAACUAUUUCUCUAAAUGCCUGGUGAAAUCAGAUGCUACUGUGAUGCUGCACACUGUGUUGCAACAGGCUACAUGUGCAAGUCUGAGCUCAGUGCUUGCUUCUCUAGACUGCUUGACCCACAAAACAGCCAUUCUCCACUGACUCAUGGCUGCUUGGACUCCUUUGCAAGCACGCUGGAUAUUUGUCAAGUUAACAUAGCCCAAAACCACUCUGGCAUUACCAUACCCACAUUGGAGUGUUGUCAUGAGGAUAUGUGCAAUUACAGAGGCCUGUAUGAUGUUCUGUCUACUUCCAGAGGGGACCCAUUGGGACAGGGGAGCAGAUACCAGCACGAUAAUAGCCGGAACCUCCUCACUAAAGUUCAGGAGCUUACCUCCUCAAAAGAAUUAUGGUUCAGGGCUGCUGUCAUUGCUGUCCCCAUUGCUGGUGGACUCAUCUUGGUGCUUCUCAUCAUGCUAGCCCUGCGUAUGCUCAGGAGUGAAAACAAGCAACUGCAAGACCAGCGGCAACAGAUGCUCUCUCGGUUGCACUACAGCUUUCAUGGACACCAUUCCAAAAAAGGACAAAUGGCCAAGCUAGACUUGGAAUGCAUGGUGCCCGUCACAGGUCUUGAGAACUGUUGUAUGACCUGUGAGAAGAUGCGACAGCCAGACCUCAGUAAUGACAGAAUACUUUCACUAGUCCACUGGGGCAUGUAUGGAGGACAUGGAAAGCUGGAGUUUGUGUGAUCACUUCUGUUUUGUUUUUUAAAAUAUCUAUAUCUCUAUAUAUUAAAAUUUUGUCCUUAAAAUUGCUAGGAUUUUUUUUUUUCAAAGGCCGUUGGGUUCUGCUGGACAGGAGCACUUUAUAUGGGGGUGGGAGGGAAGCCCACAGUCAUUAAUCAAAAAAACAAA